This is a messenger RNA of Patella vulgata (common limpet), 2473 nucleotides long. RefSeq names its product dipeptidase 1-like. Gene Ontology annotation, molecular function: metallodipeptidase activity. The transcript has 8 exons. The annotation marks the transcript as partial. The record is from RefSeq and is a predicted model, not a curated record. Lineage: Eukaryota; Metazoa; Mollusca; Gastropoda; Patellidae. Gene Ontology annotation, biological process: proteolysis.
CUGAUUGGAGGAGUUAUUGGUUUCGUUGUAUUAGCUAUAGUCACUGGAUUAGCUGUUGGAAUCCCACUUUCUAAACGAAGCAUUGACGAAGAAAACAUUGCACGUGCUAAAAGAGUCCUUAACGAAGUUCCACUCAUUGAUGGACAUAAUGACCUGGCAUGGCAGUACCGUGCACAGGCACAGAACCAGGUUCAUCAAGUCAAUUUAGCCGAGUCGUUGAUAGGAGUAUGGAAUACAACACAUACUGAUAUACCUAGAAUAAAACAAGGACAUCUAAAGGCACAGUUUUGGUCCCUGUUUGUAAAAUGUGAUUCCCAGUAUAAAGAUGCUGUUCGCCAGUCUCUUGAUCAAAUGGAUACAAUAAAGAAAUUUGUAGCACGUUACCCAGACGUCUUCAGAUUCGUGACAACUGCGGAUGGAAUAAUGGAUGAAUUUAAGGCUGGAAGGAUCGCCAGUUUGGUUGGAUUAGAAGGUGGACAUUCCAUAGAUAGUAGUCUUGGUAAUCUGCGCAUGUUUUAUGACCUUGGGGUCAGAUACAUGACACUUACUCACAACUGCAAUACACCAUGGGCAGAGAAUGGCGGUGUAGUAAUGGUCAACUUUUCUCCAGUUUACGUUAAUUGUGCUCCAAAAAAAUUACCACAAGCAACAUUAGCUCAAGUUACCGAUCAUAUUGAUUAUAUAAAAAACCUAACCGGUGUUGAUCAUGUGGGAAUUGGUGCUGAUUAUGGUCCAAAAAGCACAUCUGUUGGCUUAGAAGAUGUAUCCAAAUAUCCCGCACUAUUUGCUGAGUUAGCUAGACGAGGAUGGACUGAUGGCGAACUUAAAAAAUUAGCUGGUGAAAAUCUUCUCCGAGUUUUUAAGAAAGCAGAAGAGAUUCGUGAUCAAAUGAUAAAAGAUGGAGUACCACCAUAUGAAGAUCAUAUCGCUGAUGGACAAAUAAAAAACACAACAUGUCGGAGCGGCCCAUUUUAACUAACUGUUUAAAUGCCCACUAGCCUUCAGCUUGACGAUCGCGAAUAAAAGCUGUUGACCAGUAACGUUCUAUGAUCAUGGUUUGGGGUCUUUUUGUUAAGACUUGAUUAACGGGAUUUAAGUGCCGAUAAAUGAAGUUUCAGACAAGACAUAUUAAACCAACGUCAUCCAUCCAAAUAAGCUGUUAUGUACGGAAGAAUGAUUCAUUAAAAGGAAUAAAAGCAUUGCACAGCUUUAUAGACUAUAGUCUACGCUUCACAAGUAUUCUUUGUUUUACAAGCAAAAUGUGUUACAAUACAACACUGUAGGGUUUGUAAAGUUUAGUUUUGAGAGAAUAUAUAAUUCACCUUUUCUAAUGCUAAUUAUACGUUUAGAAUUAAAUGCUUAAUUUUUAUUAGUCCCCACCCCCACCCACCACUAAUCCGUAAAUAUACAAAUAACUUUAAAUAUUUGUUUUUAUACGCCCACCUUGAAAUGUGGUCGUAUAUUGUCGGCGCCCCGUCCGUCCGUGGGUCCGUCCGGCGUUCACAAUCGCUUGUGGACGCUCUAGAAGCUAAAGCUAAUAUCCGAUUGACUUCAAUUUUAUGCACAUUGUUUAAGGUCAUUGAUUUGAUUUUCAGCGAUUUCAAUAGUAACUGCUGGAGUUAUGGCCCUUGAUCUCUUUGAAAUAUCUUGUUGACGCUCUAGUGGCUAAAGUUAAUAUCCGAUUGACUUCAAAUUAUAUACAGCGUUUUAGGUCAUGAGACGCAGAAGCCCCGGAGGCUAAAGUUGGUGACAAUCCACGAGAACAAAAAGUUGUAUAAUAUUUUAAAUAUUUAAUUCUUAUCAAGAUCAAUUACUCAACUUUAAAUUAAUUACAUUCGCAACAUUAAAUGUGGUUUCCUAGAAAUAGAAUCAUAGAUUUAGACCAAGUUAAGAAACUAAGAGGAUUAAAUAUUUCUUAACACUGACGAUAAAGGUUAGCGCUGUUAGGUUUGGGUGUGAGCUCCUGUAAUAAAUAUCAGUCUAAAUUAUGUUACCUUUUAAUUGUUUUGUAUUGUCAGUGUAUUAUUUCAUAUUUCAGGGGCAAAUAGAAUUGUCUCAAAUAUGAUUUCAUGAUUAAUAUCCAUAAGCGUUUUGGAUGAUGUAUAAACGAUGUAUAAUUUUUGAAGUAGAACUUUAUAUCUCACCCAGCUCUAAUGGAUUAUAGAUUACAUCUUGAAAUUAUAUUUAAUGUUAUAAUUGUGCAGAUAUGACACGCACACAUGCAUGAUCCAUAUAAAGGACAUUACAUUUACAUGAGGUCCGCGAUAUCACCUCGGUGGAAGUGGACGUAAAAUACAACUAACUGACACAUGAGGUCCGUAUGGUAUCCUUAAAGUUCACUUUAUUACAGUUAGUACAUUAGCUUUAUUACAUCUAGCAGGUGUAUUUUGCAUUUCUUAUAACCAUAUUAAUAUGGAUUUUAUAUUCCUUAUCAUACAUUGAAUAUUAUUAUAAAACUCACUCACCCUGUAUA